Messenger RNA from Leptopilina heterotoma, 5764 nucleotides. RefSeq names its product unconventional myosin-IXb (gene dachs). NCBI's taxonomy places the organism in Eukaryota, Metazoa, Arthropoda, Insecta, Hymenoptera, Figitidae. Gene Ontology annotation, molecular function: ATP binding; actin filament binding; cytoskeletal motor activity. Gene Ontology annotation, biological process: vesicle transport along actin filament; actin filament organization. The coding region runs from base 707 to 4150 and encodes 1147 amino acids. Gene Ontology annotation, cellular component: cytoplasm; vesicle; actin cytoskeleton. The record is from RefSeq and is a predicted model, not a curated record. The transcript is spliced from 17 exons.
GGGACCUAUGCUACCUGACUCGACUAGAGAGUUAUCUCGAAUACACCUUAGAAGAGAUAGGACCCCAGCUCGGUUGCGGGUUCCAACCAACAAUGACGCCCAGUUGAACGCUGCUAACCGUGCUCACCACGUUAUUUUAUUUAUAUACACAUUCUCGAUCCAAGCUUUCCUCGGUAAAUUUAAAAAAAAACAAAUCCUUCAUUAAGAAAAUUUCUCUUAUUCCCAACUUUUAAUCAAGUGUUCCUCUUUUCAAUUCGGAGGAAAUUGAUAAAGCAAAAAGUGAUCUUCUCUUUAUGUUUCGUUUAUGAAACAAAAAUACUGUAAUUAAGUGAGACUUGUGGGGAAAAAUUUUAAAAACCAUUCGUUAAGGAGAGUUCAUCAAGGGUGGAAUUUUUCCAACCGAGAGGAAAUAGACGUGAAGUUUUAUGUGGUGACUGAAAAAAUUUGUUUUUUUUCAAAGUGAAAUGUUUUUUGUUUAGAGUCAAGAUUGUUGACAAAAUAAUUUUGAGAUUAUAGGUAUAUUCUUUGGGUUUUUUUUUUUGGAAUAUAAAAAGGAAAAUGUGUGAGUGCGGCGACGAGUGUGGUGAGGCUGCACAAAAUUCGGAAUUUCCUGGUGCACAAAAGUGAAAAGGGAUAAAAGGAGAGGGAGAGGAGUUUUGUUUUUUUUUGGAAAAUUACGGGCAACACAGAACCUCGAGAUUCUGAAAUGUCCACUUUAGGUCUCUCGAAGGUCUUUAUCUUGGAUAAAUACUUUACAGAGCUGCAAAAAUUUUGGGAAACGGAGAAAAAGCUGCAAGAUGCCUCGUCGUCGAAUGAAGCGGUGCACCUACAGCAGCGAUUGAAGAGCUUGAGCACGGAAUUGGUGACCCUGAGGAACCGGCUGCACGUGAGCCAACCUGCGAGCAAUUCAGGGCCGGCAGGUGCAACGUGCAAUCCCCUGGGCAAAAGUCCCGAUAAGAGUUUGAGUACAGCAGCUCCUGCGGUGCCACCGAGGACAACAUUACCACCAGGUGGUGGCGGUGGCAACAGUGGCGGUGGUACCCUUAAUAUUGGACAUCCUUCCGGUCAUACUCUUACCGCUUCCGCGAUCGUUCAUCCUCAUGCAAAUCAUGGCACGAGCAACGCUCUCAACCACAACUCGACCACAAAUAAUUUAAUAUCUGAUCUGGAACCCCUAAAGCUGCACAGCGUGGUGCCUGACGACGGGAUAGUGUCCUGUGUCACAGCCUUGAGUUGCCUUAGAACACCGCCAAUUUCCAGUAUCAUUGCCGAGGUGAAGAAUGCUAAAAGCUCAUCGCAAGCACUCCAACACAAGUGUCCACCUAAGGGAAAUGGAUCUCUAUCAAGUACAGUGACAUCGACGGCCUUGGAUGACCUCAUUCAUCUAUCGGCACCUCUCACCGAAGACGCGGUCCUUAAAUGUCUCCAGGCUCGCUUCUGUGCCAAACAGUAUCACACGAAUGUUGGUCCAAUUCUCGUUUGCAUUAAUCCCUACACGGAUGUUGGGAAUCCCUUGACUCUGACGAGUACAAGGGCUGUGCCAUUGGCGCCCCAGUUAAAUAGGGUUGUUCAAGAGGCCGUAAGGCAGCAAUCAGAAACUGGUUAUCCUCAGGCAAUCAUUCUCUCAGGAACCAGUGGUUCGGGUAAAACUUAUGCCUCUAUGUUAUUACUGAGGCAACUUUUCGACGUUGCUGGUGGUGGUCCUGAAACUGACGCUUUUAAACAUUUGGCUGCUGCUUUCACUGUUCUCAGAUCUUUAGGUUCUGCCAAGACUGCCACGAAUUCUGAAAGUUCACGAAUCGGACAUUUUAUAGAAGUGCAGGUAACAGAUGGGGCCCUUUACAGAACGAAAAUUCACUGUUACUUUUUGGACCAAACGAGGGUCAUUCGGCCACUGGCAGAUGAGAAAAAUUAUCACAUUUUCUAUCAAAUGUUAGCUGGUCUCUCGCAUGAUGAACGAGUUAAACUAAAUUUGGAGGGAUAUAAUUUGAAAAAUUUGAGGUAUCUCCAGCAAGGCGACACGAGACAAGAUGAGACUGAGGACGCUGUUAGAUUUCAGGCAUGGAAAGCGUGUUUGGGAGUACUAGGAAUUCCAUUUUUGGAUGUGGUUCGAGUAUUAGCAGCUGUUCUGAUUCUUGGAAACGUGGGGUUUACUGAUGGCCCUGGAGUGGAGGUUGGAGUGAUCGGAGAGAAUGAGUUGGCAUCUGUGGCGGCACUUUUAGGUGUUCCUCCGCCAGCUUUGUUGAGAGGACUCACCUCCAGGACCCAUAAUGCCCGUGGACAGCUUGUCAAGUCGGUCUGCGAUGCCAAUAUGUCGAAUAUGACGAGAGAUUCGUUGGCAAAGGCACUUUAUUGUCGAACUGUCGCCACUAUUGUUCGAAGGGCGAAUAGUUUAAAGAGACUCGGUUCCACGCUCGGAACUCUUUCUUCCGAUUCGAACGAGUCUGUUCAUAAUCAAGCCGAAGUCACCAGCCAGCAUGCCUCCACUAUUGGAAGUUCAGCAGGUGGAACUGGUUCGCGAAGUAUGACUGCUUUAAAUAAUGCAGUUAGACAUGCAACAGAUGGUUUCAUUGGCAUCCUAGACAUGUUUGGAUUCGAGGAUCCAAAACCAAGUCAACUCGAGCAUUUAUGUAUAAAUCUUUGCGCCGAAACAAUGCAGCAUUUUUACAAUACUCACAUUUUCAAAAGCUCCAUCGAAAGUUGUCGAGAUGAGGGCAUUCAUUGUGAUGUUGAAGUUGAUUAUGUCGAUAAUGUCCCCUGCAUUGAUCUUAUUUCCUCUUUGAGAACUGGUCUCUUGAGCAUGCUCGAUGUUGAAUGCUCAAUACGAGGAACAGCAGAGAGUUACGUGGCAAAGGUAAAGGUGCAACACAAGCAAAAUCCAAGGCUUUUUGAACCAAGGGCUGUUGACUGUCGAUCAUUUGGAAUCCAACAUUUUGCUGGAAGAGUCACGUACGAUGCUUCUGAUUUUCUAGAUACAAAUAAAGAUGUGGUGCCUGAUGAUUUAGUGGCAGUAUUUUAUAAACACACGUGUAAUUUUGGUUUUGCGACACAUCUCUUUGGAAGUGAAUUGAAAGCACUUUAUGCAAGUGAUACAGUUCCGCGAGGAGUGAGCUUUAGAAUAUCUCCCACCUCACACACGGAUCUCUUGAAUGGCGAUGAGCCCAUUUCAACAUUGACUCAGGAUUUUCACACACGACUGGAUAAUCUUUUGAGGACUUUGGUGCAUGCAAGACCUCAUUUCGUUCGGUGCAUAAGGAGUAAUGCUUCAGAGACGCCAAUGCAUUUGGAUAGAGGAGUCGCUAUGCGCCAAAUUAGAUCUCUUCAAGUUCUCGAGACUGUAAAUUUAAUGGCAGGAGGAUAUCCUCAUAGAAUGAGGUUCAAGGCAUUCAACGCAAGGUAUAGACUGAUUGCGCCCUUCAAACAAUUACGAAGGGCCGAGGACCAAGCGGUUGAAGAUACAAAAUUAAUUUUACAAAAUGCCCAACAAAUGAAGAGUAAAUUCGGCGCAAGUACGAGUUGGGCUCUUGGCAAGCGGCACAUUUUCCUCAGCGAGGGUAUUCGACAGCAAUUGGAAAAUCUCCGAUCUGAGACGAGAAGGAAAGCCGCCACUAAUAUUCAGGCUACGUGGAGAGGUUGGCGGGUGCGUAGACGAUGGCCCGUUCGAAGAACAAAUAUGACUCUAGUGUCGAGUUUGGGUCAGAAGAAAAAUUCUCAACCGCCAUCGAGUAAUACUGGCACUAUUCAAAGAAAUGUGACUCUUGGUUCUGUUACCGGAAAUGGAAUUCGUCCGAGACCGCAACCUAUCACGGGAACACCACCACCUGAUCCUUCAGAAAAAUGUGCUGAUCAGAAAAUGAUUCAGCAGACUUGUACUCUCUUUGGAUUGGAUUUGGAACGUCCUCCACCUGUUCCGCCCAGUCGAUCUUAUACUGUUACUGGAAAUACGAAACUUGGAUAUCCCCAGACGAGAGUAAUGAAGACCCCAUUUCCUGAAGGAGGUGAAGGUGAGGUCGUUCUUUUGAAAGGUGAGACAGUUCUUGUGGUUGGAGCUUCCUCGAGACGUGGCCACUUACUUGUCGAACAUAACAACAUUACGUUACACGUGCCUUACCAGUUCAUGGAAUUGAAACCAUGCAACAUUAAUGUUUAAGUGUUAUUUAUUUUUCUCUUCUUCAAACUUCAAACAAUUUCCAAUUUAUGUAAAAAAAGAAAACAAGGAAGUUAAACAUUCUUUUUCAAGGUAUCUUUCACGAUACUCUCCGGUGUAAGUAUUAAUUCUCUCUCUUCUUCAUCUUCUCAUUUUUGCUGCCGAUGAAUUGCCAUAUAAAAUAGUUUUUAUAUAAGGUAAUCGUCAUAUAUUGAUAUUCGUCCUGAAUUCAAAAAUUAGGAUAAAAAAGAAAUUUAUAUUAUAAAACGCUCAGGUAAUUGAUUGAAAAUCUUUUUUUUGUAUUUUGAUUUGUUUUAUUAUUUUUUAAAAAAAGUCCUUUGUUGUAAAAAAGUCCUUCUCGCUCAAAACCCAAGUUUUUGUCUUCCAUUUUUAUGUAAGUAGCUUUAAGUAGACUUUAAGUAUAUAGAUUAUAAAAAAAAUAGGGAGAAAUCACAAUAAUCGUGGAAAAAUAUCAUUUUUAUAUUUUUGUUAUUUCUAUAUAGGGGAAUGUCAAUUUGUAUAUAUUGACAUGUUGUUUUUAGAUUGUGAUUUUAUUCCAGAAAUUGAACUGAAUUGAGAAAUUGGAUAGACAGAUUAUAACGGAGAAUGCCAAUAACAUUCCUUAGAUUAAAAUAUACCGGUGAUGUGUAUUUAGUGGGUGCUACAAUGGAUUUUUGUAUUAUUUUUUUUUCCUUUGUAUUAUUAUUACUAUUCAGUUUUUUAAAAUACGUUCUUUUCAAUCUUUCCUAUUGGUUUUCGAUUUUUUUCUCUUUUUUUUAUUUGUUUCGAUUCAAUAUAAUUUCUGUUUUUUAUAUUUUGAAUUUUAGAUAUAAAAAGAUUUUCAUGAAUUGAAAAAUCUUUUCUUUUCAUUAAAAAUUGAUAAUUGUGGAAUUUUGCCUGAAGGGUAUUAACUACUAACAGUAUUCUCGUCUGUCAUUGAAUUCUUAGUGCCAACUAGAGAGAAAUUUAAUGAAUAAUUUAUAUACGUACGGACACAGUAAUUUUUUUUUCGUAUCAUUAUAUCAUUUACAAAGUACCAUCGAAGUAAUUAUAAUUUUUUUUUAUAAUUAUAUUAUACGAAGGUGAAGGUGAAGGAUUUGUAGAUACGUGCAUUCGACUAAUUUUCUAGGCAAAUCCUGUUCCUCCCUCUUUCUCUCUCUCUAUCUCUCACUCAUAUUUUGAAUGCAUUAUUACUCUGAGAAGUAAUGUAUUUGCGCUUUCAAGGGCUUUGUAAAGCUCAAGAGAUUAUUUGUACAUACAAAAUGCACGAUACGUGUUACCUACAUUCGUCGAAACAUUAUAUUUCCAAUGCGAGCAAAUUUAUAUUAAAGCGAAUUUUACUUGAUUCUGUGAAUUCAAAACAAACAGUUGGAAGUAAAUUGUACUUCGACUUUGAAAAGUUUCUAAAUGCAGAUGUAAAAUAUUCCCUGCUUUGCGGUUUAUUUCAAAUUAGCGGUGGAAUAAUAUUGAGUGAAAUAGAUUUCGCUAAAAUGAAAUCUUGUUCAUGGAAUUUUGAUUUUGGAUAAAAGAUUUUUGGAUUGCUCUGAUUAUUCUGAAUCACUUGUAAAUAAAUGAUAAUCAUCUAUUAUUGGUCAAUAUAUAUAUUUUAAGAUUUAA